AUGGAGCCUAGAUACCGCGAAAAACCGUAUUCUUUUCAGUUUUUAAUUUAUUUUUUGCUUCCCAUUCCCCCCGCUUCAAUCGGGCCGGCCGUUUGGGAAGAUCGCUCCUUCACGCCCCCCAAAUCACUCCGGAUUUUGGAAACCAGUAGCGAGAAGAAAGAGGCAGCGGGAGCGCCGAAGAGAAGUCGAGGAAGAGAGAGAGACCGGGUCGGAGAGCGCGCGCGAGCGGGCGGGCGAGCCGCGAGAGGGACAGGGGCGAAGCGAGUGACCUGCUUUUUGGGGGUGACCGCCGGCGCGCGGCCCCGCACCCGAGCAGCCGCGCUGACCGACAGACAGACAGACACCGCCCCCCGCCCCAGCGCCCACCUCCUCGGCGGCCGGCGGCCGGCGGCGGCGAGCCGCGGGCAGGAGCCGCAGCAGCCCGCGCCCGGAGGCGGGGUGGAGGGGGUCGGGGCUCGCGGCGUCGUCCUGAAACUUUUCGUCCAACUUCUCGGCUGUUCCCGCUCCGGAGGAGCCGUGGUCCGCGCCGGGGCAGCCGAGCCGAGCGGAGCCGGGAGAAGAAGUGCUAGCCCGGGCCGGGAGGAGCCUCCGUCCGAGGAGGAGGAGGAGGGGGAGGAGGAAGAAGAGAAGGAAGAGGAGAGGGGGCCGCGGUGGCGACUCGGCGCUCGGCAGCCGGGCUCAUGGACGGGUGAGGCGGCCGUGUGCGAAGACAGUGCCCCAGCCGCGCGCGCGCCCAGGGCCCUGGCCGGGGCCUCGGCUCCGGGAGGAAGAGGAGCCCGCCCGGGCGACGAGGAGAGCGGGCCGCCCCGCAGCCCGAGCCGGAGAGGGAGCGCGAGCCGCGCCGGCCCGGGCCGGGCCUCCGAAACCAUGAACUUUCUGCUCUCUUGGGUGCAUUGGAGCCUCGCCUUGCUGCUCUACCUCCACCAUGCCAAGUGGUCCCAGGCUGCGCCUACGGCAGAAGGAGAGCAGAAAGCCCACCCAGUGGUGAAGUUCAUGGAUGUGUACCAGCGCAGCUACUGCCGUCCCAUCGAGACCCUGGUGGACAUCUUCCAGGAGUACCCCGACGAGAUCGAGUACAUCUUCAAGCCGUCCUGCGUGCCCCUGAUGCGGUGCGGGGGCUGCUGCAACGACGAGGGCCUGGAGUGUGUGCCCACCGAGGAGCACAACAUCACCAUGCAGAUCAUGCGGAUCAGAAUUCACAAAGUCCAGCACAUAGGAGAGAUGAGCUUCCUACAGCACAGCAAAUGUGAAUGCAGACCAAAGAAAGAGAGAGCAAGGCAAGAAAAAAAAUCAGUUCGAGGAAAGGGAAAGGGGCAAAAAAGAAAGCGCAAGAAAUCCCGGUAUAAAUCCUGGAACUUUCCCUGUGGGCCUUGCUCAGAGCGGAGAAAGCAUUUGUUUGUACAAGAUCCGCAGACCUGUAAAUGUUCCUGCAAAAACACAGACUCGCGUUGCAAGGCGAGGCAGCUUGAGUUAAACGAACGUACUUGCAGAUGUGACAAGCCGAGGCGGUGAGCCAGGCCGGAGGAAGGAACUCCCUCAGGGUUUCGGGAACCAGACCUCUCACCAGGAGAGACGGAUACAGAAUGACUGACACAGAAACCACGCCGCUGCCACCACACCACCACCACCACCACCACCACCGCCAUCAUCAUCGACAGAACAAUCCUUAAUCCAGAAACCUGACAUGAAGGAAGAGGAGACUGCGCAGAGCACUUUGGGGCUGGAGGGCGAGACUCCGGCGGAAGCAUUCCCGGGCCGGUGACCAAGCACGGUCCCUCUUGGAUUCGGAUCGCCAUUGUGUUUUUCUUGCUGCUAAAUCACCGAGCCCGGUUAGAGAGUUUUUAUUUCUGGGAUUCCUGUAGACACACCCACCCACAUACAUAUGUUUAUAUAUAUAUAUAUUAUAUAUAUAAAAGUAAAUAUAUAUAUUUUAUAUAUAUAUAAAAUAUAUAUAUUCUUUUUUUUUUUAAAUUAACAUUGCUAAUGUUAUUGGUGUCUUCACUGGAUGUAUUUGACUGCUGUGGACUUGCGUUGGGAGGAGACGGUUCCCGCCCAGACCCCGACAAGGAGGAAGCUGGGAGGAGAGAGACUCUGCCAUGAGCUUCCUGCGGCCCUUAGGGUGGCCAGGACGCUCCCUGGCCCAGGAGCAUGCACGGCCAGGGCCUGGGGGCAAAUUUGGCCUGCUUCUGGGAACACCGACAAACCCAGCCCUGGCUCCGAGCCUCCGCCCCGUGUCACAUGGACCCGAGGACAGGCGACAGGCACAGGGGCGAGGACGCCGGCUCCACUCAGGAGUCCGGGAGCCUCCGGACACGGCUGUGCUUCGGGGAGCCCCUCCACGUGCUGCAUGGGCACGCUGCCCCCCGGGGCGCUGCCUGAAGGACUCAGGAGCCCGGGCAGCCUUUACCCGCUCUCGCCUGCCUCCGCGAUGCCCACGAGGCCGCCGCCAGGCGUCCUGGCGAAGAGGAGAGGACGCUGGAGGAAGAGGAGCAGCCCGGUGAAGCGCGGCGUCGUCUGUGGGAAGGGCCUCUCGCCUCGGCCGCUUCCCCGCUCCCUUCCUGGGUGCGAGGCCCAGGGGCCCCGAGGUCCUCAGACCGUUGAAACCACUAGCUCUGUCCCGCAGGAGACCUGGCUCUGUGUGUGUGAGUGGUUGACCUUCCUCUGUCCCCCCACCCGACCCUUCCCACGGCUCAGAGAGACAGGGCAGGAUCCACGUGCCCACCAUGGAGGCAGAGAAAAGAGAAAGUGUUUUAUAUACGGUACUUAUUUAAUAUCUCUUUUUAAUUAGAAAUUAAAACAGUUAAUUUAAUUAAAGAGUAGGGUUUUUUCAGUAUUCUUGGUUAAUAUUUAAUUUGAACUAUUUAUGAGAUGUAUCUCUCUCGCUCUCUUGCGCUCGCUUUCUCUCUCUCUCUCUUAUUUGUACUGCUCCUUGCUGGUCUUUGUGUAUAAAAAAUCCGUGUUCCCACAGUCUCUCUUCCCUGAUCGGUGACAGUCACUAGCUUGUCCUGAACAGAUAUUUAAUUUUGCUAACACUCAACUCUGCCCUACCCUUCCCCCCGCCCCCCCCCCCCCCCCCCCGGCUCCCCACCACACAUUCCUUUGAAAUAAGGUUUCAAUAUACAUCUACAUACUAUAUAUAUAUUUGGCAACUCAUGUUUGUAUAUAUAUAUAUAUGUUUAUGUAUAUAUGUGAUUCUGAUGAAAUAGACAUUGCUAUUCUGUUUUUUUAUAUGUAAAAACAAAACAAGAAAAAAUAGAGAAUUCUACAUACUAAAUCUCUCUCCUUUUUUAAUUUUAAUAUUUGUUAUCAUUUAUUUAUUGGUGCUACUGUUUAUCCAUAAUAAUUGUGGGGGGAAAGAUAUUAACAUCACAUCUUUGUCCCUUAGUGCAGGUUUUUCGAGAUAUUCCGUAGUACAUAUUUAUUUUUAAACAGCAACAAAGAAAUACAGAUAUAUCUUAAAAAAAAAAAAGCAUUUUGUAUUAAAGAAUUUAAUUCUGA
Messenger RNA from Pipistrellus kuhlii (Kuhl's pipistrelle), 3498 nucleotides. RefSeq names its product vascular endothelial growth factor A (gene VEGFA). The record is from RefSeq and is a predicted model, not a curated record. Gene Ontology annotation, molecular function: vascular endothelial growth factor receptor 2 binding; vascular endothelial growth factor receptor 1 binding; growth factor activity. Gene Ontology annotation, biological process: vascular endothelial growth factor signaling pathway; induction of positive chemotaxis; response to hypoxia. Gene Ontology annotation, cellular component: membrane. Lineage: Eukaryota; Metazoa; Chordata; Mammalia; Chiroptera; Vespertilionidae. Bases 1 to 1512 code for a protein of 503 amino acids. The transcript is spliced from 10 exons.